AUGUCUCUAGACAAGUCCAAUAGCUUGGUCGAUAUACAGAAUAGUGCCAGGUCUGUUGACUUGGAAAAUUGGCUGCAAGAACAUGAGGUUCAUACCGAAGAUUUGAACCGUAGUCUUAGUGCUCGACAAAUUAAUAUGAUUGCCAUUGCCGGUGUCAUAGGAACUGGGUUGUUCUUGGGAACUGGUAAGUCUCUUGCAACGGGAGGUCCAUUAUCACUUUUAAUAUGUUAUGCUUUAAUCGGGUUGGUGGUAUACUUGACCAUGCUUUCGCUUGGAGAAAUGGCUACCUACAUGCCAGUGUCAGGAUCGUUCACCACUUAUGCCAAAAGGUUUGGAAGUGACAGUUUUGGAUUUGCAAUCUUGAUAAAUUACUGGUUCAAUGAUGCUUGUUCUGUUGCAAGUGAUCUCACUGCGUUACAAUUAGUGAUGAAAUAUUGGACAGACUUUCAUUUCUAUGUGGUGUCAUUGAUCUUUUGGGUGUUCUUGCUCUUUUUGAAUAUCAUUCAUGUUCGCUUUUAUGGUGAAGCAGAAUAUUGGUUGGCUCUUUUGAAAGUCUUGUCCAUCAUCAUUUUUUUCAUCAUUAGCAUUGUCGUCAAUGCCGGUCAUAAUAAUCUCCACGAGUAUAUUGGUUUCCGCUAUUGGAGCUACAAGGACGCACCAUUUGUGGAUGGGUUUCGUGGGUUUGCUCAAAUCUUUGUGACUGCCGCUUUUGCAUACGGUGGAACAGAAUCCAUUGCUCUCACUGCUGGUGAACAAAAGAACCCAAUUAAAACCAUGCCCAAGGUGGUUCGAACCGUGUUCUAUCGAAUCUUGGUAUUCUAUAUCUUCACGGUGUUUUUCGUCGGCAUGAAUGUUCCUUAUGAUUAUCCAAACUUGUCGAAUAAAGACAUUACUACCUCACCAUUUACCAUCGUUUUCCUGAUGGUGGGUGCAAAAUCUGGUGGCUCUUUUAUGAACGCAGUGAUAAUGACAUCGGUUAUUUCUGCUGGUAAUCAUGCUCUUUUCGCAGGAUCUAGAUUGGCAUACACUUUGGGAACUCAGGGAUAUUUUCCAAAAUUUUUCACCAGAACUAAUAGGUACAAAGUACCUUACGUAGGAGUACUUUUCACUUGGAUUGCAGGUGGUCUUUGCUUUGGAAGCUCGUUCAUUGGAGCUGGUACUUUGUGGAGUUGGUUACAGGCUAUCAUUGGAGUAAGUAACCAGCUUGCAUGGUGGCUGAUUGCAAUCACCAGUAUAAGAUUCCGCCGGGGAUUACAAAGGCAAGGCAAAACCCAUCAGCUCAACUAUAAGAAUUGGACUUAUCCCGUUGGACCAUGGUUUGUGCUUGUAUUUGUCACAUUCAUUAUUUUGGUCCAGGGAUGGGGUGCGUUUUCUCCAUGGGACGUUUCUUCAUUUUUCAUGAACUAUUUGGAAUUGGGAGUGUUCCCAGUCACUUUUAUCUUUUGGUGGCUUGUAACCAAGGGUAAGGACAGAUUCGUCAAGUAUGAGGAAAUGGAUUUUGAAACGGACAGAUACUUUGCUACUGCCGAAGAAAAGCAAGAAGAUGCAUAUGAACAAAGCCUUACUGGCUGGGCAAAAUUUAAGUAUAAUUUUGCCGACAACUUUUUAUAA
This is a messenger RNA of Meyerozyma guilliermondii ATCC 6260, 1611 nucleotides long. It is a transcript of the gene ALP1, whose product is annotated as Alp1p. Bases 1 to 1611 code for a protein of 536 amino acids. The transcript has a single exon. Gene Ontology annotation, cellular component: membrane. Gene Ontology annotation, biological process: amino acid transmembrane transport. The record is from RefSeq and is a predicted model, not a curated record. Gene Ontology annotation, molecular function: amino acid transmembrane transporter activity. NCBI's taxonomy places the organism in Eukaryota, Fungi, Ascomycota, Pichiomycetes, Serinales, Debaryomycetaceae.